This is a messenger RNA of Eutrema salsugineum, 1941 nucleotides long. Its product is annotated as pentatricopeptide repeat-containing protein At1g05750, chloroplastic. Gene Ontology annotation, biological process: RNA modification. Bases 1 to 1503 code for a protein of 500 amino acids. The record is from RefSeq and is a predicted model, not a curated record. The transcript has a single exon. Lineage: Eukaryota; Viridiplantae; Streptophyta; Magnoliopsida; Brassicales; Brassicaceae. Gene Ontology annotation, molecular function: protein binding; RNA binding.
AUGGGUCUCCUUCCCGCCGUCGGAUUUCCUUCGCCGGCGAUACCACAACGAUUACCGUUUGUCACCCGCGAAAAUCAAGCCAAUCCAAAGAUACAGAAACUUAAUCAAUCUACCUCCGAAACCACUGUUUCAUGGACUUCACGCAUCACUCUCCUCUCACGGAAUGGUCGAUUAGCCGAUGCAGCGAAGGAAUUCUCUGAUAUGAGACUCGCCGGCGUCGAGCCUAACCACAUUACUUUCAUCGCUCUACUAUCUGGGUGUGGCGAUUUUCCCUCCGGAAGUGAAGCCUUGGGAGAUUUGCUUCAUGGGUAUGCUUGUAAACUUGGUCUCGAUAGAAACCAUGUCAUGGUUGGCACCGCAAUUCUCGGCAUGUACUCCAAACGCGGCCGUUUUCGGAAGGCUAGACUAGUUUUCGAUUACAUGGAAGACAAAAAUUCGGUUACUUGGAAUACAAUGAUCGAUGGGUACAUGAGGAAUGGUCAAGUCUAUGACGCUGUUAAGAUGUUCGACGAAAUGCCUGACCGAGACUUGAUUUCUUGGACAGCUAUGAUGAAUGGGUUUGUGAAGAAAGGUUUUCACGAGGAAGCUUUGGCAUGGUUCCGUGAGAUGCAGAUCUCUGGAGUAGAACCAGAUUACGUUGCCAUUAUUGCUGCUCUUGCCGCUUGCACAAACCUUGGUGCUCUCUCGUUCGGAUUAUGGGUACAUCGCUAUGUCAUGAGUCAUGAUUUCAAGAACAAUGUGAGAGUGAGUAAUUCACUGAUUGAUCUGUAUUGUCGAUGCGGGUGUGUCGAGUUUGCUCGACAAGUUUUUGACAAAAUGGAGAAACGGACCGUAGUUUCAUGGAACUCAGUUAUCGUUGGUUUCGCUGCUAAUGGGAAUGCAGAUGAAUCUCUGGUCUACUUCAGAAAAAUGCAAGAAGAAGGGUUUAAGCCUGAUGCGGUCACUUUCACCGGGGCGUUAACAGCUUGUAGCCAUGUAGGUCUAGUUGAAGAAGGUCUUCGAUAUUUCCAGACUAUGAAAAGGGAUUACAGAAUCUCACCUCGAAUUGAACAUUAUGGAUGCUUAGUGGAUUUGUAUAGUCGAGCUGGGAGAUUGGAAGAUGCUUUGAAGGUGGUACAGAGUAUGCCGAUGAAGCCAAAUGAAGUUGUGAUUGGCUCCUUGCUGGCAGCCUGCAGGACUAAUGGGAACAAUGCCGAGUUAGCAGAGAGGAUGAUGAAGCAUCUUAGUGAGCUUAACGUGAAAAGCCAUUCAAAUUAUGUGAUUCUCUCGAACAUGUACGCGGCUGAUGGAAAAUGGGAAGGAGCAAGUAAGAUGAGAGGGGAGAUGAAGGGUCUUGGCCUAAAGAAGCAGCCUGGGUUUAGUUCAAUAGAGAUUGAUGAUUGCAAGCAUGUGUUCAUGGCCGGUGACAGUGCCCAUGUCGAGACAGCUUCAAUCCGUGAGGUCCUCAAGCUAUUACAAGGGUGUGUGGUUGAAACCCCUGCUGGUGAUCUCCUCGAUGGUUGAAAUCCAGGGACUUUCACAUCCCUAAUUUUGUUCUAGUCAGAACUGGCGAAAAGGAGAGUGUGUGGUGAUUAUAGAGAGGGCUACGAUGAGACUGAAAAGUAUUUGUCCGUUGCUUUAAGUAAGUUUGAACAUUGGUAAGGAACCAGAAGGGUCUCUCAGAAAAAAGUCCAACAAAUUAGAAAUAGCACUGUAAAAGGUAAUAUCUAGUCUUUCCCAUGAGUAAAAGAUCUAGAGGCAGAGAAUGAACCCAAAGUGAAUGGAGACUAGACAUUGAAAGUUCAGGAAGGAUGACAAGCUUCUUGCAGCAUACUUUCGCUAAGCUAUGGGUAAUGAUAAGAGCUUCAGACAUAUUUCUAACAUUUUUUUAUUUAAUGAUGACAAUGAUAUUAAUAAUGUGGGAUAAAAAUCUCUCACAAUUACAUGUAAAUCUCAAUGUGA